UGCCACCUCGUCCCUCUAACGGCUUCCUGCACACCAUAUAAGGAUAUGAGGGACGGUCGGUGCGGAGUACAGUGCCCUGAUGAUCAGUGUAGCCCCAUCAGUACCACCUGUCAGUGCCCAUAAAUGCCACCUGUUAGUGCCCAUCAGAGCUGCCUUACAGUGCCGCCUAUCAGUGCCAGUCAGAGCCGCCUAUCAAUGCCCAUCUAUGCCAUAACAUUUUCAAUCAGUG
This is a messenger RNA of Staurois parvus, 229 nucleotides long. The record is from the annotation of a GenBank genome assembly. NCBI's taxonomy places the organism in Eukaryota, Metazoa, Chordata, Amphibia, Anura, Ranidae.